Molecule: messenger RNA, 1029 nt
Organism: Limulus polyphemus (Atlantic horseshoe crab)
Lineage: Eukaryota; Metazoa; Arthropoda; Merostomata; Xiphosura; Limulidae
Product: homeobox protein HMX3-B-like
Exons: 2
Coding region: 1-1029 (342 amino acids)
Biological process (GO): regulation of transcription by RNA polymerase II; negative regulation of DNA-templated transcription
Cellular component (GO): nucleus
Molecular function (GO): DNA-binding transcription factor activity, RNA polymerase II-specific; RNA polymerase II transcription regulatory region sequence-specific DNA binding
Source: RefSeq, a predicted model, not a curated record
AUGGAUCCCGAUGACUACAGAGAAAAGUCCUGCGUGUUAGAGUCUACAGUAAAUAACGAAAUUGCGAAUAAACAGAAGCUUAGUGAAGAGAAGAAAACUACCAUCGGUACCAAACUCAACCCGUUCUCUAUUACAAGUAUCUUAAACCGCGCGGAUCCAGAAAAGAGCCCGUUCUCGGCUGUCUCUCACCGUUCGGAAUCAAGUAAGGAGGCUUUUUCAAAUGUCUUCUGUCCUGCUAAUUCAAUAAAAAGGCUACCAAUGCCACUAUUCAACGGAGAAUCUUCAUUAACAAGACUAUACUAUGAUCCUGUGAUCCAGUCUGUGAUCCGGCCCGGCGUAGUGGCCUCGUUUCCAGGCCAACUGUCCAGAAAAAACAAUUUUUCCUGGUACCCCUGGGUUACCAAAGACGUCACCUACGCCGUUAAUUUAUGUGACAGAGAAGCGGAUAAAAUGAGGACCAGCAUUUCUCCGACUCAAACAACGCUCCCUGACAGAGAGCGUCUACCGAUGGAUGGAGUACGGGCAACUAUCCAGCAUCAGACUUGCGAUGGUCCUCAAGGUCACAACGAAGAGGAUGACAAUGAAGAAGAUAAAGCGAAACAAAAUCGACGGAAGAAGAAGACGAGAACCGUGUUCACCCGAAGUCAGGUCUUUCAGCUCGAGUCCACUUUUGAUAUGAAACGUUAUUUGUCCAGUUCGGAACGCGCGGGGCUAGCGGCCUCUCUUCACCUGACCGAGACACAAGUUAAAAUUUGGUUUCAGAAUCGCCGGAACAAGUGGAAGAGGCAAAUAGCUGCCGACCUUGAGGCUGCUAACAUAGCACACGCCGCCGCUACUCAGAGGGUCGUCCGUGUCCCCAUUCUCUACCACGACAAUAACACUUCCACCAACGGUUCACACUCCCCCGAAAACAAGGGUUUCAGCAGCAGUCCGCAGACUAGCAUUCCUUCUUACCACCCACUCUACUAUCACCCAUCCUACACCCACAGUAUAUCAGCCACCAUUCGCCCUCUGACGUCUCUGGUGUGA